This is a messenger RNA of Panicum virgatum (switchgrass), 1442 nucleotides long. RefSeq names its product anthocyanidin reductase ((2S)-flavan-3-ol-forming)-like. The record is from RefSeq and is a predicted model, not a curated record. Gene Ontology annotation, molecular function: oxidoreductase activity, acting on the CH-OH group of donors, NAD or NADP as acceptor. The coding region runs from base 77 to 1102 and encodes 341 amino acids. The transcript has 5 exons. Lineage: Eukaryota; Viridiplantae; Streptophyta; Magnoliopsida; Poales; Poaceae.
GCUGCAGACAGUCACGCUGCCCCGAGGAGAGGCGUUUUCACAUAGGGAUACGGUGUCGACGUCGGCCGGCGAAAAGAUGAAGAUGAAGACGGCGUGCGUGACAGGAGGGAGCGGGUACAUCGCGUCGGCGCUCAUCAAGAUGCUGCUGGAGAGGGGCUACGCCGUCAAGACCACGGUCAGGAACCCAGAUGACAUGGCGAAGAACUCCCACCUCAAGCACCUGCAGGCGCUCGGCCCCCUGACGGUCCUCCGCGCCGACCUUGACGUGGAAGGCAGCUUCGACGACGCCGUCGCCGGCUGCGAUUACGCCUUCCUCGUCGCCGCUUCGGUGAACCUCGCGUCAGGGGAGGAUUUAGAGAAAGAGCUGAUCGAGCCUUCAGUCCGGGGAACCCUGAACGUGAUGAGGUCGUGCGUGAAGGUCGGCACGGUGAGGCGCGUGGUCCUGACCUCGUCGGUGGCCGCGGUCUUCGUCAGGCCAGUGUCGCUGCAGGGCGACGGGCACGUCCUGGACGAGGGCUCCUGGUCCGACGUCGAGUACCUCAGAGCCGAGAAGCCGACGUCGUGGGGGUACCCGGUGUCCAAGGUGCUCCUCGAGAAGGCGGCGUGCAGGUUCGCGGAGGAGCACGGCAUCAGCCUCGUCACCGUCUGCCCGGUCACCACCAUCGGCGCGGCGCCCUCCUUGAACUUCAACACCAGCGUCCCGAGCAGCCUCUCGCUCCUGUCAGGCGGCGAGGUCUGGCUCGGCGUGCUCAAGUUGACCGAGAGGACCGCCGGCUCGGUGCCGCUGUGCCACGUCGACGACCUCUGCCGCGCGGAGCUGUUCGUCGCCGAGGCUCCGGCGGCGGCGGGAAGGUACAUCUGCUGCGGCCUCAACACGACCAUCGCCGAGCUCGCGCGUUUCCUGGCGCGCAAGUACCCGCAGUACGACGUGAUGCGGAAUCUGCAAACCAUCGACGAUGAGCUCCUGGAGAAGCCGAGAGCCUGCUUGUCGUCGGCGAAGCUGCUCAGGGGAGGAUUCGAGUUCGAGCACAAGACGCUGGACGAGAUCUUCGACAACGUCUUCGAGUACGGCAAGGCACUCGGGAUUGAUCUGCCCUAUUAGCGUUAGCUCCGUAAGCUCAGAUCAUUCGUUCAGUUUGUUACUAGCUGUUUGGGCUCAGCGUUCCGGCUUUACUGGAGCUGAGCGCGUCCUGUAAUCAUGCACGCCAGAGACGUGCGCGUUCACGUCGUGGCGAGUGUCCGCGUCGCGCGGCAUGACCCGGCGUGGGGGAUGGCCCACGCAGAGCACGGUUCAUGGCGCGCGCAUGCAGGGGGUAGCAGUAGACCACUCCCCGCCUCUCGUUUGUUUUAGAGUCUUUACUACAAAUAAAGAUAAGAAUAAAUUACACCCACCAUACAACAACUUGUUAGGUGGGUGUAAAUUGGUCCAAUAAUUUAUUAAA